CGGUGUGUUGCCAUGGAGACAGGAACUGGUGAUGUCCUUCCCCGGUGGUGAAGAGGCUAUACCAGCUCGACUAUAACGUGACUGCCCAGGUUACACGCCCGUCACCAGAUGGUUUCCAACACUCUGAUCAUCACAGGAGUCAGUGCUGAGCAGCUCAAUGACGACGCGUUCAUAGCAAGGCUACACAACGUGCUGGUUUCAGCGCUGGCGCAGACCGAGUCCGUUCAGUUCAUCGUGUUGAAGUCGUUCAAGAGGAUUCUGUUGAUAUUCCAGUCCAGGGAGAGCAGUUCACUGCUGAUUGACAAGCUCAAGGAGCUGGGGAGAGCAGAAGGGUUUGCUUGCGGGUAUGCCUUGAACGACUUUUCCAAUAACCUGGGGAACAACUAUCUGGAGCUUCCUUCAGACUCACGAAUGUUCCUGAUAUCGCCACCUGCUUCGCCUCCAGUGGACUUCAACUACGAUGCCACCGAGGAGGAGCCGAAUAAACUGCAGAUAUAUACCCACGAGGAUAUCCAGGAGCUGUUCUUGAAGAAUAACGAGGAGCUGCGGAAAGUGUUGGAGCAAGAACACGACUCCACCAAAUACGUCUCGUCUGCCGUGGAUGACUCAAAGGGGAAGCUAAUUGAUCAAUUACGACGGGAAAUCGUGCUUAACGAUAGUCCAGGUGGUCCCAAGAUCGUUCUUGAAGCCAUUAACGUUGAAGAUGACCACCUUAUUGGCAAGGCGAUUCAGAGCUUUAGGACCAGUCUACCACCAAGAAGCAUAUUCGAUGAUUUAGAUGACGACUGAUGCACUUAUACGUCUAUUGUGUGGCUUUAUAUAGUACGGGGUUGGAUUAUAAUACAUUAACAUUAACCAUACUAACACAAUAGACAUGCUGGGAAAAGGACAGCAUCAAGUGAGUGACGACGAUAUAUAUAGCGAAAGAGACUAGUUGUGUAGUUAUAACUUGCCAGCAAAGAAUAUAAUGUACAGCACCGUACAAUGAAUGAUACUACCAAUCCAACAAUAAGCCAUCACUAUCGAGAAGAAAAUAAUCAAAAAGAUGGGAGGGAUAUGACAUUCUUAGGAUCAAUAUUAGUACAGAG
Williopsis jadinii is the source of this 1088-nucleotide messenger RNA. RefSeq names its product Rcn1p (gene RCN1). Bases 109 to 789 code for a protein of 226 amino acids. The transcript has a single exon. The record is from RefSeq and is a predicted model, not a curated record. Gene Ontology annotation, biological process: calcium-mediated signaling. Lineage: Eukaryota; Fungi; Ascomycota; Saccharomycetes; Phaffomycetales; Wickerhamomycetaceae. Gene Ontology annotation, molecular function: calcium-dependent protein serine/threonine phosphatase regulator activity. Gene Ontology annotation, cellular component: cytoplasm; nucleus.